This is a messenger RNA of Xenia sp. Carnegie-2017, 2410 nucleotides long. Its product is annotated as 5-hydroxytryptamine receptor 2A-like. The transcript is spliced from 3 exons. Bases 705 to 1985 code for a protein of 426 amino acids. The record is from RefSeq and is a predicted model, not a curated record. Lineage: Eukaryota; Metazoa; Cnidaria; Anthozoa; Malacalcyonacea; Xeniidae. Gene Ontology annotation, biological process: G protein-coupled receptor signaling pathway. Gene Ontology annotation, molecular function: G protein-coupled receptor activity. Gene Ontology annotation, cellular component: membrane.
CAUAUGUUUUUGUUUUUUGUUUUAUUAACUAUGUUUUUUUAACUAUGCUUUUUAACUAUGUUUUUUAAACUAGUCUCAAAAGUCAACAACAGUAAAAUUUUUCGGCAUUAAUGUGAAAAAGAUAUAAUCUAUGCAGUAGUCAUUAAUGUUCAAAAAUGUUUUCUUGCUUGUUAGCCAAUUAAAUUGCACGUGACUUACGUAUGUGGCAUGUAAUUUUCAGCAACGUGUAGCUAUAUAGGUAAGUGCUUUAAUCAGUUGUACUUAGAAUUUGAUGCCCACUCUCAACAGUCAACUGGUGUCUUUUCUUUCAUUUCAUCGUUCAUACUACAUCUGGCGCAGGUCACGUAGUUGUAGCCUAAUGAACAUCAAAAUAUAGCCUUUCAUUUCGAAAACAUUGCUAAUGAUGUGUAGUAGAAACAAUUUGCCGUAAUUUGAAGCCAUUUUCAUGUAUCUUUCUCAGUGUGUUGACCAAUCACAAAUCGAGCCAGUGCUAGAAGCGCUAUAAAUGACGAUUAGCAGAUGGCUGUUUUUGUAUAUGUCUACUCUUGCAAUUAAGUGGAAAUGAAUUGUUCGGAAAUUUCAGCCAAUGGCACGCCUUCGUAGAAAACAAGAAGUUAACGGCUUCUAUUGUUGGCAAAUGUCUCAUUUAUUACAGACAUCAAAGGCAACUGGUUGUUUUUUGCUGUCGCAUUAGAAACAUCAGUAUGGUGAACAACACAUCCCCUUGUAAUUUUACGAAAUUCCAAGUUCCCAUUGUUACAGCAUCUUAUAACUUCGCCAUCGCCGCGGCAGUAAUUGACGGCUUUCUCAUUCUUUUUGGCAUCGUCGUCAACCUUCCACUCGUUUUCAUCAUCGCGAAAAACUAUCGCAUGCUUCAAACCAUGGACCUGUUCGUCUUCAAUUUGUGCGUCGCAGAUCUCGUGAGCAGCGUAUUCUACCAACCGUUAAUUAUCAUGCGUCUUCUUGCUCGUAGUGAACAAAGUAGUCAUAUGACCUACGCUCUUCGAAUGACGACAUGUUCGUGCUUAUUGAUUGACUGUGCCGCGAUCUUUCUAAUCACGUUCGACAAGUAUCUUGGCAUUUUAUACCCGUUACAUUAUAGUAGAUGGUUUAACAAGAAGAAGGUUGCUGUGUUCGUCAUCUUGUGUUGGAUCUUCGCUGUUACAUUCGGGUUAACGUUCGCCAUUUUCGACAAACAAGUUCGACGUGUUUCGGGCUAUAUGAAUGCUUGUUUGAUCAUCACAAUGUUCGUUACUACGACCAGCAUCCAGCUGUGGUCUUACCUUAUAGUAAAGCGUCUUCAAAAGGAAAUUAAUAUUGGACAGAUUGAUGCCGCCUUAGUCGUUUCUACCAAUGUCAACGAUACCAAUCGACAUUCAACUGAUCCUAAAAUGAACCGCUUAGCUUCUUCCAAACUGGAACAUCUCGAUAAGGAACAAUCGCACUCCGGUUUGAAAAUAAUAACCAAUGACGAAAACAUCUUGAAGUCUUGUUUCAUGUCCGAAAAGUCUUCAGGAGUCGUCGGGUCAAAGUCUUGUGACGAGAAAACUUUCCUGAAUGCCGAAUUCAAAAAGAGUGUUGUCUUUUGCUGCGUGGGAAACACGCAAGUAGAGGCUCAAUCUAAGAGUGUUGUAAAUGAGUUGGAAAAUGAAAGCUGUAGCCAUUCUUGUGACAGCGAGAUCGUUUCCUGUACCGCAAUCAUUGGAAAUGACAAAACACCGGCUCGACGUGGUGUAAACUUUCGUGAAAAGAAGAAUCCAAAAUCUUUUGAUAAAAAGAUGAAAGAUUUAGUUGUUCAUAAACAAGACGAGCAGAUGAAAACUGUUAAGAAAAACUCAUUUAGACUCUUCCCUCGCUUCAAAAAGAUGAUUGCUGCAGAUUGCGUACCAAAUGUAAAUUCCUCGCCUACGACAGCCAAUCAAGGCAAAGUUUUCUCCAUGAAGGUUAGCGAUCAACGCAAAGUUCAUGGUGGCUUUUGGCGGUGAAGAUUACGGAUUAACUCUGGGAUUUGGAUUUAAAAUAGAAACAAAAUGGUGGCGAUAUAACUUAAUGAUGUAUUACAUUCAUACUAUUCAACUAAAUGACAAGCACUACAUUCCGCACAAGGACUUUCCUGUGGAUUCACAUAUAAUAAUUCAUGAGAAUUUCUUAACAAAUCAAUAUUUUUAAUGAUUGCAUAAUUAAAUUACGAAACGGAUAUAUAUAUGGUAUAAGUUGUAUUCGUAAUAAAUAAUAAAUAUAGUCAUCUAUCAGUACUAUAAUAAUAUAAUUAUAUAUAAAUAUUUUUCAGUCACCUUUAGAGUCUUUUUGUAUGAGUACACGUAUAGUCAGUGGCAGAUCUAUUAUAAGUCAUGUAAUUUACGUAACUUACGUAUACAUUUUACCAAGAAACCACAAUUUUUCAAAUCAA